This is a messenger RNA of Rattus norvegicus (Norway rat), 2131 nucleotides long. The record is from RefSeq and is a predicted model, not a curated record. Lineage: Eukaryota; Metazoa; Chordata; Mammalia; Rodentia; Muridae.
UAAAAAAGAUUUAUUUUUAUUUUUUUAAUUAUGUGGCGGUGGGGGGUGGAUCGGUGCACAUAAAUGCAAGGGCCUACAGAGGUGCGAGAUAUCAGAUUCCCCUGGGUUAAAGUCAGUUGUAAACCACCUGGUGUGGGUGGUAGUAAUGGAAGUCAGGUUCUCAGGAAGAACAAUAUGUGCUCUUAACCACUGAGCCAUCUCUCCAGCCCAGGAAUUAUUCUUAAUUCAGCAUUUGGGGGGGGGGGGGUGUUUGUUUGUUUUACUGUUCAAGAGUAUACAAACACACAGGAUGACUCAGCCGAAGGCACUUCCCAAACCCAAGUGUCUGAGUUUGAUCCCGGAACCUAUCAAGAUGAACUAAUUACUGCACAAUUCCUUCUCACCAACAAACACACACAAAUAUGGUAUUCGUGUAUACUUCAAAACUACUAAUAUUAGUACUAGUUCGUGAAUUCCUUAGGAUGUUCCAAAUGCAAGACCGAGGUAUAGGUUGGUUGACAUCUUUCCAAAAUCAAGAGAAACGAGAGAGGGAACUCUGCAAAAGCGGCUGAAUUUCCAGGCCUAGUUCUCCAGCUUGCCGUUCCCAUCCCCCGCCCCUGGAACGCAGUCUCUGAGGUUGUCCUGGUUGCCAAGGGAGCUCUGGGCGCACUCAUUCUAGCCACCAGGAAAGAGUGGUGUGUGGUUAGGGGUGGGUGAACCCCUGUUCAUUCUCCGAGGGGAUCGUGGGCCAAAUCCGGGUACCAAGUUAGGAACCAUGCCUGUGUUGCUCCCUUCCACCGACCGGGACCAGGACUCGCGUGUUGGAGCUCCAGAAUGGCACCAGGCGGCCAAGGCCACGUCCCGCAAGGCACACCUUCUGACCGAUCGCUGUGGGAAGGAGGCAGUGACCAUGUGGCAGCCCAAGGACAGUGUGCUGGACCCAAACGUGGCGCACCACUUGGGCCGUGCCGCCUACAUGGAACCCUGGCGCUUUCGAGUGGAGAUGCUCAAAGGGGGCGGCACCGUGGAAAAGCCACCUCCCGGCGAAGGCGUCACGCUAUGGAAAGGGAAGAUGAAACCCCCGGCCUGAUCCCAGACAAGGCUGACAGCAUGCUUGUCUGGGAGAGAGAGGAACUGAAGUCCAUGAAGAGAAAAAUGGAGAAAGACAUGGAAAGAUCGGAGGCCUUGCUCAAGGCUCUGGCCUCCUGCAGGGACACUCUGGACUUCUACUGUCAGGAAAGGCUGCAAGCUGUGGGACUCAUGAACCAGCCGCUGGACAAGGUUCUGGAGCAGGCUGGCCGCCACUCGUGGGUAGACAUCACCCGACCCCCAACUCCUCGAACUCAGGGCUUGAAAACGCCUCCUCCUGACCCCGUGGGCGCAUACACCCCAGCCUGUGCUAAGGCCUUGUUUGAAGCCAAGCGCUUGUUGAUGGAGUCCAAGGACAUCUUAGCCGAGCUGGCGAAGAACGAGGUGGACAUUCAGAAUCAACAACAGGAGAUAAGCGAUCGUGUAUGCAACUCUCUGGCACAGAAGAUGCGCGAGACCUUGGAGUUGAAGGAAAGAAUGACCAUGACUUUAGGGCUAAUGAGGGGGACUAUCCACCGGUGCAUGAAAUUCAAUCAAGAAAUGUAUGUCACACGGGGCCUCAUCAAGGGUCCUUUGUUGAAAAGAGACCUGGAGGCGCGAGAGAAACUGAACAGACCCUUGGUUCGCAUGUAUCAGAGACAUGUGGGCACCCAGCUGCCGGAAGCUACUCGCCUUGCCCAGGGUACUGACCUGCUAACCCGCCACAACUUGCAAAUGGAAAAGAACUUAAAAGAACUCCGUACAACACACGACAACCUCGCCUGGAGCCUCAACUGCAAAAAGAUAGGACACGAUGUGGACUAUGAUGUGGUGCGUCUGCGCCUACGCCAGCUCCACCCGCACGUGUGCUAUGAGCAGGCGAAGCGCCUGAUCAACGACUGGGACCCUCGCACACCACCACCGUGCAGCCGAACCAAUACCUCCUCCAAGUGAUCACAGCUAGCCUUGGCCCUGGGCAGCUGGAGCGGAUGCCCCCAGAUAAACGGCCCUCCCUUCCCUCUGACUAACCUUCCCUCCAAACGCCCUCUAACAGAAGUAUAAUUAAAAUAUAUUAUCAUUAUUA